Messenger RNA from Oreochromis niloticus (Nile tilapia), 2162 nucleotides. Its product is annotated as zinc finger BED domain-containing protein 4. The record is from RefSeq and is a predicted model, not a curated record. The transcript has 2 exons. Bases 5 to 2077 code for a protein of 690 amino acids. Gene Ontology annotation, molecular function: protein dimerization activity; DNA binding. Lineage: Eukaryota; Metazoa; Chordata; Actinopteri; Cichliformes; Cichlidae.
AAGCAUGAAGCGCACAGGCAGGAGGCGCAGCUCCGUGUGGGACUGCUUUGAACAAACGGGGAACUUCGUCCGCUGCAUGAAAUGCAACGCGACGCUGAAAUACUGCGGCGGAGCCACGACCUCCAUGAUGAACCACAUGAGCAGGCACCAUUCAUCCGCGACGCCGAUGGACGAAGACGAGAAACCCGUGAUCUGCACCGUUCAGUGCAUCGAGGAGGAGAACGCUCCCAACAACUCGGAAAUCACGCAGGUUGCAGUCAUGUCACCCAACAUAAACAUCACCCCUGCUGAGCGGGACUCCAGCGAGAGGAAACGCCUGAAGCGGAGCUCCGUUUGGGAUAUCUUCAUCAAAGUGGACGACGAGGUUCACUGCACGAUGUGCGGCACGAAGCUCAAAUACAGGAGCAGCACCACCAGCAUGAUGUACCACAUCAAAAACAAGCACCAGGACGCAGCACCCAACGACGGUGUGUCGCUGGCAACACAUGCGGAGGUGACUGAGCUCAUCUCCAGAAUGAUAGAGAAGGACAUGCUCCCCAUCAGCAUGGUUAGUGGCGAUGGUUUUCGCGAGCUGCUUGCAUACACUGUGCACAGUUAUAAAAUGCCAUCUGUUGGUGAUGUUACACGCAUUAUUGAAGGCCAUUUCCAUGAGAAGGUUGAAGAGCUUAUGGUGCAGCUGGGUAGAGUGGAGAAAGUGGCUCUCACUGCAGACUUCUGGACAGGUCUCACCUUUCAGAGGUACAUGACCGUGUCCUGUUCAUUUAUAACAGAAGACUGGCAGGGGAGGUCAGCUGUGCUGCAGACACACAAAGUUUCAGCAGGCAGCCAGAUGCACAAAGUUUCAGCAGGCAGCCACUCCAGUGCAGACACUGUUACAGACAGCGUGCUCAGCACCGUGCAGGCAUGGGCUAUCGCCGGUAAAGUGACCUCAUGUGUUCAUAACGACACGCAGAACAGCUUAUCAGUCCAAGCAUGUACCCGUGCCACCUGGGACUACACGACUUGCUUUGCCACAACACUGCAGCGAGCAGUCAGCGAUGGACUGAGUGAAGAUUUACUCCGCAUCGUUGUUGCUGCCGGGAAACUAGUUAAGCACUUUAAUUGCAACUUGCUCGCGAAUGAGGCCUUGGAACAGAAGCAAGUUCAGAUGUGCCUGCCGCAACACAAGCUCAUCCAGUCGAGCAAAGACAGAUGGGACACCAUCUGCGACAUGUUUGAACGUUUGCUUGAACAACGGUGGGCGAUUAAAGCCGUCCUCUCCGACCGUACCGUCACCAGCAGGCAGGAAGCUCAGACCCUUGAGAUUGAAGAUGACUGCUGGCAGAUCAUUGAGAACUUCACGCCUGUGCUGGCGACGCUUAAAUGGGCUACAACAGUCAUAUCUGCAGAGACGGAGGUGUCCAUUUCUAAUAUCUACCCGAUCACCUUCAGCCUGGUUCAGACUCAUCUCGUGCCAAAAGAGAAUGACGUCGAACAAGUCUCAGAGUUUAAGCUCAAAGUUCAGCAGUCACUUAGAAAUCACAUGGAGGUUGACUCUAAUGACCUGGCUUCAAAGCCGGCUCUUAUCGCCUCCAUGUUGGACCCCCGGCACAAACAUCUGAGCUUCCUUACACCAACGGGGAGAUUGGCUGCAAAGGUUAAGUUGCAUGAACUAGUUUCAAAAUUGGAUGCAGUAACUGCUACUGCAGGUGCAAAGGAUGAGCAGCAGGAGACUUUGGUCACCCCGGAUAUUAGCCAGGCGGCUGUGCCCUCGCAAAUCAGAAGUGACACCAAAAACACUAUGGUGCUGCUCCUUGGCGACAACUACAGUUCUUCCUAUGCCACCGACUCUGAGGCUCAGGUUGAUUACUACUUAAGAGACAUUGCUCCCUCGUUAGACAUUAACCCUCUCGACUGGUGGAGGGUAAAUGGACCAAGAUUCCCCAAACUGGCAACUCUGGCGAGACACUAUUUGUGUGUACCAGGUGUAUCGCUGCCGUCUUUAUUGUCAGAAGCAGGACAGACGUUUGCGACAAUGCGCAGAAGACUGAGCCCAGAGCAUGUUGACAUGAUGAUCUUUGUAAACAGAAAUGCAUAACCUGCAUGACCUUAGAUGUUGAAGAUGCUGGUGCCCUAUACCAACAAGAGAAUAAGGCUACGUUCACACUGCAGGCGAAAGCGCA